Molecule: messenger RNA, 1152 nt
Organism: Marasmius oreades (fairy-ring Marasmius)
Lineage: Eukaryota; Fungi; Basidiomycota; Agaricomycetes; Agaricales; Marasmiaceae
Exons: 5
Coding region: 671-1144 (157 amino acids)
Source: RefSeq, a predicted model, not a curated record
GAAAUAUUGGGUCUCAAUACUUACCUUGAACAAGAAGCAAGAAUAACAACUGGUAUCCAUAGUACGUAUGGCGACUCGAGAGGCUGCGCAGUGGCCUGUUUGACCUAUUGAAGGCUUGAAGCGUUUGCUGAUUUCUCGGAGCUCUAGAUGCGAAGUUUUCGGGUCAUGCACUACUUGCAGAAUGUUUUUAUUGUGUCUUCGCUCUUUCCGUGGCAGAUUAUAGGAUACGUUGGAACCAGAAUGAUAUGUCAAGCUUUAAGGAUCAUCUAUCAAGUUACCCUGAGAACAUUAGACAAUUUUUAAACUUAUCGACCGAGUUUAACGAACUUCGUGCUGCUCUAACACCAUUCGAAAAUGAAAAAGUCACAUCCAUAAAAAUCGGCUCCGCAUUGGCCAGAAGCUACUCAUGGUUUCAUGUGACAUCCGCAUUGUACCCAGCCAUAGUAUGCAAUUCGUUGCGCAUCACAACUUGAAGGUUGCCUUGCAUCGCACCCGUAAUGUGUCGCCCUACUAGGAAGGAAGUCUGUCAAAUUAGCCUUGACACCCGUCAAAUCAGCCAGAUAUACAUACGAUGGUGCUGGUCUUCAAAAAUGCUAUAAAAGACUCCACCGAUACGCAGAAACAGACUCAGCAAUCCUUCACACUCUACUCUCUCUGACCAUACAACACAAUGAAGCUCGCCGCAGUUGUCUCCAUCGCUACUUUCCUUGCCUUUGCUCUCGCCUCUCCCUUGGAGGAGCGGAGUGGAACCCCUCUUACACAGGCUCAAGCAGAAGCUCGCUUGAAACCUGAGGGCAUUACCGCCUCCUCUUCUGGCGGAUGUACCUCUAAAAGUAACAAAAGUUGCACAUCCUACGAUGGAAUCCUCUCCGGCACCGUCGAUGGGGUCAUCACCUUGAAGCAUGCCUCUGGCGUCAGUUCCCUGGUAAUCACCGGCGGAACAGAAGUCGGCCACGCAAGUGGCACCAACUCCCAUGCCACUGGACAUAAGGUCGACGUUAAGCAUCAGACCGGGCUCGAUAAUUACAUCCACUCCGCUUUCACGAAAAUCGCUGACAGGUCUGACGGUUUUCCGCAAUGGCGAGCUGCGAGUGGCAACCUCUACUGCGAUGAGGGGACCCAUUGGGAUAUCACUUUCCUCUAAAUAUCUAC